Messenger RNA from Melitaea cinxia (Glanville fritillary), 950 nucleotides. RefSeq names its product G-protein coupled receptor Mth2-like. Gene Ontology annotation, biological process: G protein-coupled receptor signaling pathway; cell surface receptor signaling pathway. The record is from RefSeq and is a predicted model, not a curated record. Gene Ontology annotation, molecular function: G protein-coupled receptor activity. Gene Ontology annotation, cellular component: membrane. Lineage: Eukaryota; Metazoa; Arthropoda; Insecta; Lepidoptera; Nymphalidae. Bases 96 to 899 code for a protein of 267 amino acids. The transcript is spliced from 6 exons.
UUUCAGCUCAUAUAAUAUCAGAUAUCUUUUUACUGCUAGUGCUGAUUGUUUACUUACUUCUAAAAGAACUAAGGAACCUUAAGGGCAAAAUUCUUAUGGCGAUGGUGUUUAGUUUGUUUGGUUCAUUUACCGUGUUAGUAAUAUAUAAAAUCAUAAUGGGCCUAGCAAAUUAUACUAUUUCUAUGAACGAAUGCAUUGGAUAUCCCAGCGCUUUAUACUGCUUCACAUUGUCUGCGUUUUUCUGGAUGAACGUCAUGUCUUUUGACAUCUGGUGGACGUUAAGGAGAAUGACUAAUAGAGUAACAAUUAGUGGCAAUAGAAACAAUAGAAAAUUUCUAAUCUACUGCGCCUAUGCUUGGGGCUUACCUAUCGCAAUGACGAUAGCUCUCGUACUCAUGGAAAAUGCAGAUUUAACACACAUGCCGUGGAUUAUCAAGCCAAAUAUUGUAAUUAAUGCAUGUUUCUUAGAAGGUAAAGAAAAGCUGUUGUACCUCUACACUCCAAUGCUAAUUUUGAUUUUGUGCAAUUCUAUGUUCUUUCUGAUAACGGCAUAUAACAUAUGGCGUAGUGGAAAUGAAGCUAAAAUACUUCACACUGAUAUUACAAGGAAGCAAAAUAUUCAAAAGCAGAGAUUCCUGAUUUAUUUAAAGCUGUCACUUAUAAUGGGAAUAAGUUACGUUUUAGAGUUCGUCAGUUCUUUCUAUCCAGAUUUCUUAUUUUGGUACAUAACAGAUGCAUAUAAUAUGCUCAUUGGUGUAGCUAUAUUCUUCAUAUUUGUAUGUAAAAAGAAGAUAUUCAUAAAAUUAUCUCAAAGAUUUCAACGAAGAGAAACAAAUGAUAAUACCGAAUCACAUCCCAUGAACUAUUCACUAAGCACAAGUAGAAACUACCCACUUUAAUUAACAUAAAAAAAUUAAGCAAGUUCUCAUAAAAGAUAUAUAUAAAUCUAA